CAGCUCGCUUCGUGUAAAUCCACCGUUUCGCACUUCUUUCGGCGUGUACCCGCAUGCCAUCGGAAGGAUAUAUGCCAAAAUGGUUCCGAGACGGAGUAUAUGAUGAUGAUGAGGGAAAGGUACUGUGGUGCAGCCAAAAAAGCCACAGAUCCAAAAGGAAACGCAAGACUGCUUCCACUUCCCUGAGACCAGUCUUUGCGCUGGCGGAUGAUUCAGCCGCUUUGCCAUGGAACGCUAACCGUCGCGUCGAACAACAAACAAUUGUACGAUAUCAACCAGAAGACUGGACACUUGACUUCAGCUUGGAAGGAAUGACUUCUGCAUCCGAGUUAGAAUUUGAUAUUGAUCUACCGUCACCGGAGCCUUCUGAGAAGAUGUCGGGAUUGUCUUGUUCUUCCGAAAAUUCUGAUAAAUCUAGAUCAAGAAGGAAAGAGGGACGUCCACUAUAUGUCCCCCCAGCUCGUCGCAGAUCUGGGGACUCGAUCGGAAAGGAAGGAGCUUCACAUGACUCGCCAAAGUCUCCUAACAUCGAAAUCGGACCUACACGCAAAAACCAUACGUUGCUUGGAAAACAGGACAACCUUGUUUGCAGUACAAAUAUGCUCGCCAAGCUCUCUGCUGAUACUAAUAACGAUGAACCUUCUUCCGUUCAUGGCGGUGAUGCACAACAGAAGGAAAAGAAACUAAGUGGUGAUGAACUCCUCCCUCGACCACUUCUGGUGAAGGUAAAAGAGGAAAGGAUACAUCCUGAUUCUCCACCGAGCACGUCGGAAAGCAAGUGUCAGAUUGCGGUUGCUUCACCUGUCAAAGCUCCCUCUAUGCGCAAAGGCCUAUGUACCACGAGGUUGAAUGGGCGGAUCGGCCACGCAGAAAGGAAAGAGCAUACGUACGAAAACAUCCGGUCCGAUGUGCACAAUUAUUACAUAGAUUCGCAUUGUCAUCUAGAUUUUAUCUUCAAGAAAUAUGGCUCUGGAGGUCUGGAUGAGUGGCUUCGAUCCGAGCCUGCUAUAAUGCAUGACAAAUUUUUGGGAUGCAUACCAAAUUUUAUCGAACCAAGUUUAUUUGUCAGGGAUGAACGGAAUUCUAAUCUGUAUGAUAUGGACUGGAUAUUGGAACAGUUAAAUAGUAAGUACGUAUUAGGAGCUGCAUAUGGAUGCCAUCCACAUUAUGCGGACACCUAUAGAGAUAGUAUCUAUGACAAGCUCAAUGAACUUCUGGAAGACCGACACCGGUCAAAAAUUCUUGCAAUUGGAGAAUGCGGACUGGACUACAUGAAAAGUGAGGUGGAUUCAUCUGUACAAGUUGAGGUCUUCAACGCACAGUUGGCUCAGGCAAAAAAUUUCGAGGUCCCUCUGGUAAUCCAUUGUCGCUCCGGACCCAGAGGACCUGGCAAUGCCGAAGAUAUUUGUUUGUCUACUAUGAAAGCUAUCGGUCUUCCUCGGUUCCACAAUAUCCACCGGCAUUGUUUCACUGAGAAUUGGGAGGUAGCGCGACGAUGGAUGGAUGCGUUCGACAACGUUUAUUUUGGAUUUACUAACGUUGUAGCAAGUUGGGAGCAAUCCGCUCCCGAUAAAUACGAUGUGUUGAAGCGGCUUCCUCUUAGGCGAAUUUUGCUGGAAACAGACUCACCUUAUUUUCGACCGCGACAGUACAGCCCGUCCAUGACGAAUGAUUGCGACAAAUUUGCGCUGCCACCGAUGGCUGUAAAUGUUGCUUUCAUUAUCGCAAAAGCUAAAAACAUGGAUGUUAAUGAUGUCAUUCGGGAAACAUCACUCAAUGUGAAGCAGAUGUAUUGCAUCAAGACGAAGUUACCUAUUGAUGAACAAUGCUAGUGAUUGUUUGUAAAUAAGUAUUAGCUCCUUUGGUGUCAAAUUUAGCUUUGAUACAUGCGUCAGGUUUUUGCCUUUCCUCUGUUGCAUUCCUUAGUCGAAUUUUCGUCUCUUUGUCUGUUUAAUUGCACUAUAUUUCUUCAUUAUUUGACAUACUUAUAAAAGCAAUUAUAGCUCACAGUAUCACAACUUAGGCAAGCAUAUUGUAAAAUAUUCUCAUUGACUUGGUUCCUUUGAAAACGUUGUUUUUUGGAUGAGCACAAUCAGCUGUUAAUUUCAUAAAAUGGUUCAUCGUUGUUAAUGUCUUCAUAACCAUUUUUUAUUGUUAUAAACAUGCAUUUUUUCGACGAGCGCCAGAUGUUUGAGUACACAGUAAACAAACUGUAAUAUGCAGUGUGGUCGUUCGAUUUUUACAUAGAUUGAAAAAAAAAUUGUUCCGGAUACUUAUCGUUAGUAUGUACGCAUAUGUAGUGUUUAUGUCAGGUUGUAUUUGCUCAGCGAUUUUUUACACGUUCAUUUAUGAUCACGUUUUCCUAGCCUUGGUAAAUGUGGGAGUUUGAUUUUACAUAUUAAAGGAAUCAUG
Cylicocyclus nassatus is the source of this 2412-nucleotide messenger RNA. The record is from the annotation of a GenBank genome assembly. NCBI's taxonomy places the organism in Eukaryota, Metazoa, Nematoda, Chromadorea, Rhabditida, Strongylidae.